Messenger RNA from Penicillium verhagenii, 2475 nucleotides. RefSeq lists its product as uncharacterized. The record is from RefSeq and is a predicted model, not a curated record. The coding region runs from base 1 to 2475 and encodes 824 amino acids. Lineage: Eukaryota; Fungi; Ascomycota; Eurotiomycetes; Eurotiales; Aspergillaceae. The transcript is spliced from 2 exons.
AUGUCCGUUUCUUGCUCUUCCAUUGAUGUGAUCAAUGGAGGUACGUAUGACUAUUCGUCGUAUUGGUCCAUGAGUGCUGGCGCAGAGGUAGCCAGCUUCCCAGUGAUGACUAUCGGAGGACCGACGGACGAUAGUACUUGGCUCUACGUCAUUGUCCGUCAAAACAUUGCCUCUGUGAACGUGGGAGGAGAAUACGAUGUGUCUCUGGCCUGGUCAAUGUCUACAAAUACCUCUAGCGAUGCAGCAAGCUGUCUCUUGGAGGUUGCAGUGGACUCCAAGACCAUCAUUGCGACUGGCCAAUCUGCUGCUGGUGUCCGUGCAGUGACUGGUUCAUGGGGAACAGCAACGGGUACUUACACACCAACUGCCUCGACCGGGCUCCCCUUUGUGAUCACCAUUAGCUGUUCUGAGGGCGCCUCGGCUGAUAGCCCUAUUGUGGGCUUGGCUGAUAUUUCAAUGGUCUCCUCUUCAUGUUCUGCUACUACUGGAACAUCGUCCACAUCAAUUUCGAGCGACUAUUCGUCUACAGCUACUACUCCGACAUCUUCAAGCUCUGUUUCUACUAUCACCACCAGUAGCGAUGGCAUAAUCUCGACCGACGCCCUCAGCACCGCUACAUCUUCAACCGGUAACGAGUCCUCGGGUGUUGCUCCUACCACUACCAGUAGCGACAAUCUGAUUCCGACUGAUUCUCUUAGCACCAUUAUAUCCUCAGCUAGGACAGAGUCCUUAAGCGCUAAAGUCACAUCCUCGACUUCUGCGGUCACAACCUCCUCCUCCACAACUUCAGCAACAUGGACCGCGUCUACUGGAACGACUACAACGGAGGAGGAUGGGUCCACCACAUUGACUGGCAGCACUACCGACGGCGACUCAGUUGCAGCGAGCGUAUCAGUUGACACAGAUGACUCGAAUAGUGCAGUGUCUGGUACAGUAUCUGUAUCCACUACCUCCACAACACGGAAGCGAGAUACUCUUUCAUGUACCUUGUACGUUUCACAGGACUCAGAGGUGAUUUCCACCACGGUAGUUGAAGCUGGACACUCCGCUUCUUUUGUCGCCUGUCUUGCAGCCGAAUCUUCAGAUAUUGUUGAUAUCUUGGUUGAAUGUUCUGGUUCUGGCGGGACUGUUAAGGUUUCUGAGUUGACCGUGGACUCUGAUGCGGCCGUGGAAGAGGCAUGUGCGACAUCUACAUCUACUCCGAGCUUGGUUUCCUCCAAAUCUAUCCUUGCCGUGAACCCCAAUCAUACUGGGUCGACAUCUAUAAUGAGUACUCCAUUGCACACUCUGACAAAACCAAGUCACUCCACAUCUAUACCUUUCAAUAGCUCUAAGCCAGGGUUUGGCUCUGGCCAAGUCACCACCUCCACUAUUCUCGCCACCCGGACCAGCACCAUCACCGCAUGUCCUUCCACUGUUACCAACUGCCCAGCUCGUGACAGGACCACUUAUCUUACCACCGAGACUGUUACUGUGGGAACCACUGUCUGCUCUAUUACUGAAAGUGCCAAACUCAUACAUACUGGCUCCCCGUCGCGAAGUGAAGAUCAUAAUAGCUCUGCUGAGCAAAUGACCACUUCAACUGCUUUUAUUAUACGCACGUCGACAGUUGAGACUUGUCCAUUUUCCGUAAAGGACUGCCCUGCGACCUCGAAGUCCACUUUUGUCACUACAGAGACACUUGUUGACUAUACCACCAUCUGCCCUGUGACUGCCGCCCAGGCCACUGAAACCCCGAGCUUUGUUGCUUCAUUCACAACUGAAGUUGAUUCUAGUGACUCUAUUAGCUCUGGUUCUCCUACUGGUUCGAAUUCAAGCUCUGUUUUAGAAUGCUCUACCUCCACCAUGGACACCACACACCUGACCACCAAUACCAUACCAUCUUACACAAAGACAUACUCAUUGGCCGCUACCGAGUUGCUUGAUAGUUCACCCACCGCCUCAGCUAGUUCUUCAACGCUGAAGGAUGCUGUUGAUACGUCUAUGCUUCCUACUACGACCGAUUUUGAAACCGCAAUUGAAUUGACCGGAAUAUUACAUGUCGUGUCUGCUACUACUGCAGCGGGAUCUAUUGAGACUGCUAAAAGUAACUUCCGUUCUCUAGAUUCUCUGCAGUCUACAAUCAGGAGCGCCAAGUCCCCCCCACACAGCGUCAGUGAUAUAGCCAGUGCAGCUAAAUUGACUGUGGGAUUCGAUCCAUUGUCUACACAAGCCGCAGCUGCCUCUGGCCUUGCCACAAGUGUUGUGGUGGUAUCUUCUGAGACCAUAACUACCAAGGCGGUUUCCUCCAAUACCAGUGAAACGACUGCUGCAAACAUUUCCUCCUCAUUCAAUUUGUCGCUUACCACAGAUGCCCCAGAUGCUGAAUCCUCUACCUUAACUUUGACUAGUUCCCCUGCUUACAAUGGGGGUGUUUCUGUCUUCUCUCCCAACCUCAUUUGGUUUAUUGGCGUGGUGAUUGCCUGCUUUAUAUAA